This is a messenger RNA of Candidozyma auris, 453 nucleotides long. RefSeq names its product Gim5p (gene GIM5). Gene Ontology annotation, biological process: protein folding; regulation of DNA-templated transcription. The record is from RefSeq and is a predicted model, not a curated record. NCBI's taxonomy places the organism in Eukaryota, Fungi, Ascomycota, Pichiomycetes, Serinales, Metschnikowiaceae. The coding region runs from base 1 to 453 and encodes 150 amino acids. The transcript has a single exon. Gene Ontology annotation, cellular component: cytoplasm; prefoldin complex.
AUGAGCCAGCGCAAGAUCGAUAUUUCUCAGCUCGAGCCCCAGCAGCUUUUGGAAAUCAGAAAAUCCACGGAACAGGAAAUCCAGCAUUUCACUCAAUCGCUCCAGGCUUUGCAGACGGCCCAGUCGAAGCUCCAAGAUUGCGUCAACACCAUCGACAACAUGGAGUCCUCAAAGGGUGAAGACUUGCUUGUGCCAAUGACGGCAUCUUUGUACUUGCCUGGAAAAAUCGCUCAAAAGGAUAGGUAUUUGGUGGAUAUUGGAACAGGCUACUUUGUGGAGAAAGAUGCUCAGAGCGCCAGGAAGGUGUACCAGAAGAAGCUUAGCAAAUUGGGGGACGACGCGAAGAAGUUGAAAGAGAUCUUGGUUCAGAAGAACGAGAUUUUAAAUAAUGUGACGUUAGUCUUGAGAAAGAAAGUGAUGGAGCUGCAACAGCAGCAGGAGGGACAGAAGUAA